CGCUUGGGGCGGGCGCGGGGGGCGCGUGGGGGCGCGCGGGGGCGGCGGCGGCGCCAUGAACACCGUCCUGUCGCGGGCCAACUCGCUGUUCGCCUUCUCGCUGAGCGUCAUGGCGGCGCUCACCUUCGGCUGCUUCAUCACCACCGCCUUCAAGGAGCGCAGCGUCCCCGUGCGCCUGCACGUCUCCAGGAUCAUGCUAAAAAAUGUAGAAGAUUUCACCGGACCUAGAGAAAGAAGCGAUCUGGGAUUCAUUACCUUCGAUGUCACUGCAGAUCUGCAGGGGAUAUUCGACUGGAACGUGAAGCAGUUAUUUCUCUACUUGUCGGCAGAGUAUUCGACGAAAAACAACGCUCUGAACCAGGUGGUGCUCUGGGACAAGAUCAUUCUGAGAGGUGACAAUCCGAAGCUGCUGCUCAAAGACAUGAAGUCAAAAUACUUUUUCUUUGACGACGGAAACGGUCUCAAGGGUAACAGGAACGUCACGCUGACCCUCUCUUGGAACGUUGUGCCCAAUGCCGGAAUUCUACCUCUCGUGACGGGAUCGGGCUACGUCUCGGUUCCGUUCCCAGAAACCUAUGAAACGACCAAGAGUUAUUAAAUUAUUCUGGAUUCGAAGCAACGUAUUUUUAUACUUCUAUAUUAAUGAAUUUUAUCUCACCUCUCCCUGCCCCGAUGUCCGUUGCCCCCGCCGAACAAAUCGGGCUCCCCGUUUUGUUUAACUUUGGAAAGAAUACUGAAAUGAGGCUUUUUGAUUAUUAUUAUUAUUUUUUUUUUAAAGCAAGCAAGCAAACACUGAGAAUCCAAGAUGAUGGGGAAAUGACUUUAAAUCAGUUCUGCAAAAAAAGAGAAACCAAAACGGCUUGGCCACCGUUAUCAUCUUUCUUAUAAAUAAAAGCAAAAAAAAAA
Messenger RNA from Ornithorhynchus anatinus (platypus), 906 nucleotides. It is a transcript of the gene SPCS3, whose product is annotated as signal peptidase complex subunit 3. The record is from RefSeq and is a predicted model, not a curated record. Gene Ontology annotation, biological process: protein targeting to ER. Bases 56 to 598 code for a protein of 180 amino acids. Gene Ontology annotation, cellular component: signal peptidase complex; membrane. The transcript has 5 exons. NCBI's taxonomy places the organism in Eukaryota, Metazoa, Chordata, Mammalia, Monotremata, Ornithorhynchidae.